Molecule: messenger RNA, 2510 nt
Organism: Mercurialis annua (annual mercury)
Lineage: Eukaryota; Viridiplantae; Streptophyta; Magnoliopsida; Malpighiales; Euphorbiaceae
Product: protein HAPLESS 2
Exons: 18
Coding region: 76-2217 (713 amino acids)
Source: RefSeq, a predicted model, not a curated record
AGUUUUUAAUUUUUGUUUCUUAUUAAAAUCAAAACUAAACCGCCAAAAUCAAUCCCUCUAGUUUCUUCUCUUAAAAUGCUAAAAAUGGAACAGCAAGCGACACUGAUAAUCAUCUAUUGCUUAGUGAUCAGUUGUUAUUUAAUCGCAGAAAAGGUGAACGGAAUAGAGAUUUUAUCAAAAUCAAAGCUCGACAAAUGCGAGAAGAACUCCGGUUCCGAUUCUCUCAACUGCACUAACAAAAUCGUCUUGAACAUGGCAGUUCCUAGUGGCUCUAGCGGAGGAGAAGCGUCGAUUGUGGCGGAGAUAGUGGAGGUCGAGGAGGAGAAUACAACGAGCAUUCAAAAAACAUUGAGAAUACCGCCGGUUAUAACUGUCAAUAAAUCUGCAGCUUAUGCCUUAUAUGAGCUUUCUUAUAUACGUGAUGUUGCUUAUAAACCUGAAGAAUACUAUGUUAAGACACGAAAAUGUGAGCCAGAUGCUGGUGCUGAUGUUGUGCAUAUGUGCGAGAGGCUGCGGGAUGAAAAUGGUCACAUCAUUGAGCAUACAGAGCCCACCUGCUGUCCUUGUGGACCCCAAAGGCGAGUACCUUCAUCAUGUGGAAACUUUUUUGACAAAAUGAUGAAAGGAAAGGCCAAUACUGCACACUGUGUCAGAUUUCCAGGUGAUUGGUUCCAUGUUUUUGGUAUUGGGCAGAGAUCAAUUGGAUUUAGUGUUCGAGUUGAGAUGAAGACAAGAUAUAAAGUUUCGGAAGUGAUAGUGGGCCCUGAAAAUAGAACAGCAACCUCAAAGGAUAAUUUUCUGAGGGUUAAUCUUAUUGGAGAUUUUGUUGGUUAUUCAAGUCUUCCUUCAUUUGAAGACUUCUACCUUGUCAUUCCAAGACAGGGUGAGCCUGGUCAACCACAAGAUCUUGGGAGGAAUUAUUCAACGUGGAUGUUGCUUGAGAGAGUCAGAUUUUCCCUAGAUGGAUUUGAAUGCAACAAAAUUGGUGUCAGCUAUGAGGCUUUCAAUGAGCAGCCGAGUUUUUGUGCUUCACCAUUCUGGAGUUGUUUGCAUAAUCAGUUGUGGAAUUACCGAGAUGCUGAUAAGAAUCGAAUCGAGAGGAAGCAAUUACCAUUAUAUGGUGUGGAAGGAAGGUUUGAAAGGAUAAAUCAGCAUCCAAAUGGAGGGACUCAUUCAUUCUCUAUAGGAAUCACUGAAGUUCUUAAUACAAAUCUUAUGGUAGAGCUUAGGGCUGAUGACAUUGAAUUUGUGUACCAAAGGAGCCCUGGGAAAAUCUUGAAUGUCGUUAUCCCAACAUUUGAGGCCCUUACUCAGUUUGGAGUUGCUACAAUUACCACAAAGAAUACUGGGGACGUGGAAGCAUCAUACAGUUUAACGUUUGACUGCUCAAGAGGCGUCUCUAUUAUGGAGGAGCAAUUCUUCAUUAUGAAGCCUAAUGAAAUUGCAACCCGAUCAUUCAAGGUCUAUCCAACCACUGAUCAAGCUGCUAAAUAUGUAUGUGCAGCUAUACUUAAGGAUUCUAAUUUCAAUGAAGUUGACAGAGCUGAGUGCCAAUUUUCUACCACGGCUACUAUUAUUAACAAUGGAUCACAGAUUACUCCCUUUGAACCUCCAAAGAGUAUCAAUGGCUUUUUAGAAUCGAUUGAAAGCAUUUGGAAUAAACUGUGGAAAGGUUUGGCUGACUUCAUCACUGGAAGAACUUGCAGAAGGAAAUGCAGUAGUUUCUUUGAUUUCAGUUGCCACAUACAGUAUAUAUGUAUGGGUUGGAUGGUGAUGUUUGGUCUUCUUUUGGCCAUCUUUCCAAUAGUGCUUGUUCUACUGUGGCUUUUACACCAGAAAGGUUUCUUUGAUCCUUUUUAUGAUUGGUGGGACGAUCACGUUUGGGCUGAUAAACAGAGACAUAGAUAUGCACGACACAAUGUUGAUAUCCACCAUCACCACGUUCAUGUUAAGAGACAUCAUGAGUUGGAAGCAAGGCACCACAAGCAUGAUGGUCACCAUAAGCGAAGAGGCACUCAUCGUGAGCACAGGCAUAACCAUUCAGGAGGGGAUACUGAAUAUAAUUAUUAUCUACACCAUGUUCAUAAGGACAAAGGUAAACACAGGAGUGAUAGGAAAUCAAGAAUCAAGCAUCAUGUCUAUGUGGAUGGGAUGGAGAAUGAUAAUAAUAGGCACCAUAGACGAUCCAAAGGAGAAGACCAUUCAAGAACUAUUUAGAUAAUCUAUUGUGGUGAGCCAAGAUGAAAUUACCGAGUGCAUGGAUGGACUACUUGAUGAUUUAAAGCUUAAGCUGUUAGCGAAGUGUAGGAUAGUGGAUUGAUAUAUUGUAGCUAGUUCAUGGUGACUCAUAAAAGUUUGUCUCUGAUUUCCUCUGUGUCUCUCCAUGGGAGGUAGGAUUCGUAUAAAUGAGAAAUGAGAGCAAAUGGAGAGAAAGUUUGAUUACUCUUUGUUGUAAAUACCAAGAAUUUAACUUAAACAUGACAGUAAUAGUUACAAGUAAAUUUUCGAUG